AAUAUUCAUGAGUACCAUCAAAACAGGGGCCUGCCGCGUGGGUGCGCUUACCUUCUCCGAAGAAAUACAUCAAGGGAAAUGGCACCGGCAACCGGCAGGACAAUCUGGGUGCCACGCGAAGGCGGGCCGGAUUGUGAGCUACGAGGAGAGGCAGACAAAAGCGGUGAACCAGCCGCAGAAGCGUGCGAAACCAAGCGGUCUACGCGGCAGUUUUCGCGCAAGACGUCGGCGUAGGCCUGUUCAUUCAAAGCGGCCUUCUUCUCGCGGGCGCUCGACCAACAUGGCCAGCGGCCGCGGGAGGCUCGGGACCGCUAUUUCGUGACAAAGAACAUGAACCUUCCGAUUUGGGAAAACCGUUACCUGCGCUCGGCAACGGCGGUGCAGUCAGCACCGUGCGACGAUGAUGCUCCGUAGAGGAACGUUGCGAAGGGUCUGGAGGGGACGCGGUGGGUACAAGCGUACUCGAGCCACCGCGGCGGGUUUGAGGCUGUCCCGAAGGUCCCUGAGCUCCGACGAGGUUGACUUGACCACUCGGAGCCGCCGAAACGGUGGGAGGCGCGGAAGCCAUGCCUCCAGAGGGCAUAGACAUCGGGGGGGGCGUCCGUGAGACACCCGACGUCUUAUCGCUCCCGCGCCCACACCACAAGGCUGUAGUCGGCACCGACAAGUCACGACGGUCGCCCAAAACAAGUUGUGAUGAGGCGCGGGGCGAUAUAUAUCUGAGAAACAAAAGGUUGGAAGUCCAACACAUACCUGUGACGGCGAUGCGUGUAAAAGGCCAUCGCUGUCGUACCACGAAAAUGCGAGGUUCCGGAAUUCCGCGGGCGCGGGGUUCCAGCGACAGGGGCCGCGGCGACACCAGCGGCCGGUACCGGGAACGGGGUGUGUGCAUUCGAGUUGCAUCUCCCAGAGCGGUGGCCUUCGCCCGAUGUAUGAUUACCUGAGCCACCUCAUUUUUCGCAUGCGAACGGUAGAGCAUCAUGCAGUAUGACCAACGGCAAACACGCCGCCACUACUUCAUGCGAGGUUAUGGGUGGGACUAAAAAAAUCCUGGGAAUUCGUGAAAUUGCCCGCAGUUGAGACGUUUGCCAGAAAAUUGCCGCAAGUCUACAGCCGCAGCAAUACAUCAGCGGCAGCGAUAUAGCGACCGCGACAGUGCAAUGGCAGCAGCAGCAGCAGCAGCAGCAGCGGCGGCAGCAAUAUCAGGAACGCCGGAACAGUAAAACAAGCAGGGGUGGGGACAGAGGCAAACAUAUCUCACGAACCCCUCUCGGAACCGCGCGCUCAAGACACUCUCCCCAACAUACAUCAACUUCAACAAUGGUCCGCACUAAGCAGUGAUCGACUAGGUUCUCGCGCAUCAUGGAGUACGUUCCGGACCUCGGAAGGGCGAUGCCCAUUGGGCCCGGGGGAUGCGCCACGCUGAAAAGUCAAAAUGAGCGCUGAGGUUCGCGAGCUUGAUAAGCUUGCAGGUCAAGAGGUGACCACAUUCAAGAAGGAGUGCGAGUUCACGGCCAUGUUGGUGGCCAUGAUAGGUCAUUCUGUGUUGGUACAGAACCCGAUUGUAGGAUGCUUGUCGCUGUAUGAAGAGUUGGCGGCUCCAUCGGGGAAAAGCAGCGCAGUUGAUUACGCGGCUCUGCGCAAAAAGUUGAAGGAGGCACGUUUGCAGGCAGGGUUGACCAAGAAGCCCAAUUCGGGCGGCUUGGGCGGCGGUAGUGGAGGCUUGAUGGCAGGUGGCAUGCAACCACUUUCUUUGGCGCCGGCGUUCCAUGCCGUAGCACCUGCUUUUCCCUCGGUGCCGCAACAGUACGCACAGCCCACGCACAGGGGUUUCGGAGGACCCGGGCACUACGGGCCGUUGGACAAUAGGUUUGGCGGUCGUGGUUUCGGCGGGAACCGUCGGGUUGGCCGAGUCGGUAACAGAGCAGGAAGAGGCGGUGCCGCUGUCUGUAGUAAAUGCUCGCAGAUGGGAAAGCCCGCUGACCAUUCUUUCAGGACGUGCCCGGAGCAGGCGUGUUUCAAGUGCGGCAUGCCGGGGUACGUUAAGCGUGAAUGCCCGAAGUAAGUACAAGGCAUGACGUCGGCAGGUAUUACGACGAAGAUAUGCAAUGGUUGUAGUACACGACGACACGGGUUCUAUGUUUGUUUGGCGGUUCAAAAAAAAAACAAAGGAAUGAUGAGGCAAAAUGCGAGAAUGCGAG
Molecule: messenger RNA, 2201 nt
Organism: Ectocarpus sp. CCAP 1310/34
Lineage: Eukaryota; Phaeophyceae; Ectocarpales; Ectocarpaceae
Source: the annotation of a GenBank genome assembly